CUCCACCGAAAAAGUCAACAUCGACGGGAUUGGCGGUUUUGCAGAACCCACCACGGAAUGCACACAAUUUCUCCCUUCUUUAUAUACGCGAUCGGAUUCCUCUCUUUCUGCAUCAUUCUUGCACUGAAAUUCUCAAACCUAACUGAAACCAGCGAGUUCUCCAACGACGCCACGACAAUGGCGACUGAGAAGAAGGGGAUUAAAGAGACCUUCUACAUCUCGCACGGCUCACCGACACUUUCUAUAGAUGAUUCCCUCCCUGCCCGCCACUUCCUCAAAUCGUUCCGGCAGAAGGUGUUGACGGAGAAGCCCAAAGCCAUUCUCAUCAUUUCGGGCCACUGGGAGACUUCCGAGCCCGCGGUCAACGCAGUUUCGGGUCCCUGCGAGACUAUCUACGACUUCUACGGGUUCCCCGACGUUAUGUACAAGCUCAAGUACUCGGCUCCGGGAGCCCCGGAAUUGGCGACCAGAGUCAAGGAAUUGCUGUUGAAAUCGGGGUUCGGGAGCGUGCACGUCGACAAGAAACGAGGGCUGGAUCACGGGGCGUGGGUGCCGCUCAUGCUGAUGUACCCGGAGGCCGACAUCCCCGUGUGCCAGCUCUCCGUCCAGACCCACAAGGACGCCGCCCACCAUUACCGUUUGGGGAAGGCGUUGGCAUUGUUGAAGGACGAGGGCGUUUUGAUAAUCGGUUCUGGCGCUGCUACCCACAACUUGAGGAUGAUUAACCGACAGAACGGCGAUUCGGUCGCUCCCUGGGCUUACGAGUUCGAUAAUUGGAUCAAGGAGGCGCUGCUGGAAGGCAGAUAUGAGGAUGUGAACGAUUAUGAAGAGAAAGCGCCGUACGCGCGGGUGGCGCACCCAAGACCCGACCAUUUCUACCCGCUCCAUGUGGCGAUGGGCGCCGCCGGGGAGAAUACUAGAGGUGAGGUGGUCCACCAUAGCUGGAGCUAUGGGACGCUUUCUUAUGCGUCAUACAAGUUCUCGGAUAAGGCUGAGUACUGAAUAGAAAUCUGGAGUUUUGAUUUCUGAUUGAUUUAGUAUGCAGAUACAAUGCUUUCCUGUACAUGAAGUUCUGUUCUGCUCACGUUGUGUUUGACAUAUGUACUGAAUGAGUUAAUUCUUUUUCGAAGAGUGCAACACCGAUCGUUCAAUGUAUACUUCCAGCCAAAGACUUGAGGAAAAUUUACUUUUCAAACGAUUUUUAGGACUGAAAAUCAUAAGUCCAUCCGAAAAA
Molecule: messenger RNA, 1234 nt
Organism: Sesamum indicum (sesame)
Lineage: Eukaryota; Viridiplantae; Streptophyta; Magnoliopsida; Lamiales; Pedaliaceae
Product: 4,5-DOPA dioxygenase extradiol
Molecular function (GO): zinc ion binding; ferrous iron binding; dioxygenase activity
Source: RefSeq, a predicted model, not a curated record